CUAAAUAGAACGUAUUGUAACCGUCCCUCAGUCCAACGUGGUUCCUCCGGCCGCGCUGCCGGUCCCGUCCCCGCCGCGCCGGGCGGGGUCUCUCUCUCCCCAGCGAAGUUUUCAGGACGAUAAGAGCUGCAGGAGUGUAAGGGGAAUACUUGCUAAACUCUGCCUCCUCUAUUAUUUAUAUCCGAGCAUGAUUUAUGAGGAAUCAAAGAUGAACUUGGAGCAGGAGAGGCCUUUUGUCUGCAGUGCCCCAGGCUGCUCACAGCGUUUUCCAACAGAGGAUCAUCUGAUGAUUCACAGGCACAAACAUGAAAUGACUUUGAAGUUUCCUUCAAUAAAAACAGAUAAUAUGUUAUCAGAUCAAACUCCUACACCAACACGCUUUCUGAAGAACUGUGAGGAAGUCGGCCUCUUCAACGACAUCGACUGCUCCCUAGAGCACGAGUUUAGGAAGGCACAAGAAGAAGAGAACAACAAGAGGAAUAUCUCCAUGCAUAACACGGUUGGAGGAGCAAUGGCGGGACCUGGAUCCCACCAACUGACAAACACAAGGAUGCCAAACCAUGACACCAGCGUUGUGAUUCAACAAGCCAUGCCAUCUCCACAGUCCAGUUCUGUCAUUACACAAGCACCUUCCACAAAUCGGCAGAUUGGGCCUGUCCCAGGUUCUCUGUCUUCACUACUGCACCUACACAACCGACAAAGACAGCCUAUGCCUGCCUCUAUGCCUGGCACCCUGCCCAACCCUACCAUGCCAGGAUCUUCUGCUGUACUCAUGCCUAUGGAGCGACAAAUGUCAAUGAACUCCAACAUCAUGGGGAUGCAGGGGCCGAACCUCAAUAAUCCAUGUGCUUCACCUCAAGUUCCCCCAAUGCAUUCAGAAGCCAAAAUGAGAUUGAAGGCAGCACUGACUCAUCAUCCUGCCGCCAUGUCGAAUGGGAAUAUGAACACCAUGGGCCACAUGAUGGAAAUGAUGAGCUCGCGACAGGACCAGACGCCACACCAUCAUAUGCACUCACAUCCUCAUCAGCACCAGACACUGCCACCUCAUCAUUCAUACCCGCAUCAGCACCAGCAUCCGGCACACCAUCCUCAUCCUCAGCCUCAUCACCAGCAGAACCAUCCCCACCACCACUCCCACUCGCACCUUCACGCACACCCGGCACACCACCAGACCUCACCGCACCCCCCGCUGCACUCGGGCGGACAAGCACAGGUUUCGCCGGCAGCACAGCAGAUGCAGCCCACACAGACGAUACAGCCACCGCAGCCGACUGGAGGUCGCCGGAGGAGGGUGGUGGACGAAGACCCAGAUGAGAGGAGGCGGAAAUUUCUGGAAAGGAACCGAGCCGCUGCCACGCGCUGCAGACAGAAGAGGAAGGUCUGGGUGAUGUCACUGGAAAAGAAAGCAGAAGAGCUCACCCAGACAAACAUGCAGCUUCAGAACGAGGUUUCCAUGCUGAAAAAUGAGGUAGCACAGCUGAAACAGUUAUUGUUAACACAUAAAGACUGUCCGAUAACAGCUAUGCAGAAAGAAUCACAAGGAUAUCUAAGUCCCGAGAGCAGUCCUCCUGCAAGCCCAGUCCCAGCUUGCUCCCAGCAGCAAGUCAUCCAGCACAACACCAUAACGACCUCCUCCUCCGUCAGCGACGUCGUGGGAAGCUCCACUCUCACCCAGCUCGCCAGCCACAGAACAGACAUCAACCCCAUCCUUUAAAAGUGGUUGAUCAGAAACUGCUGGGGGAGUGUGGUAGCGUAUCAAAGCGUCCUCUCUACUAAGGAUAUUUGCAACCGUAACUCAAGCCUGGAAGAUUCCUCAGUUCUUGAAAGACUCUGGCUAUUCAUUUUUAUAGUUAUUAAAAUGUCUUUUAUACUUAGUUACAUAAAAGGGAGUUACGCAAUUAAUAUGCUAUCAGCUUGAGAAAUGCUUUGGUGCUUUCUCCAUUUUUUUGGUACCAGUUACUUGUUUAUAAACCUAACUGUUUCUGUACAUAGUCACGUUUCCUUCUCACCAAUCUAGCCUGCAGCCUCAGAAAUACAAAGUUGUGUUAAACUGCAGCUUGUUAGCCAAUGUGAGGCAUGAAAAGUAUUAAACAGAGUCAAACAUAGGUAACUAGGAGUAAUUAGGCUAUAAAUAUAGAGCGAGGGCAUCUGCUGACAGCAUAAUAAAAAAGAGUUAGCGUUGUGCUAUCAGCAGACUGCGUCUUGCAUUCAGAGCCUCUUUCAGAGCAGUUAUAUAGGAUGUGGCUUCAGGACAAAAUCAAGCCCAAAUAGCGUGCUCUUUUGUCUAGCCCUCCCCCUUCUCCUCUCUCCCCUACCCUGGCCUUUUUCUCCUACAGUUAUUCUCACACCUUCCUUUUCCCUUCACUUUUCAUUUCCCAGAUUUUUUUUUCUUGGUUUUUUUUUUUUCAUUCCAAGGCUUUCUCGCUUCCCUCUUUUUCUCAAAGAAUGGUAAUGAACAAGCAAAGACUUCAAGCCCACCUAAAAACUGUUGGCAUGGCUGCUGCUUUCACUAGCUCUUCACCCGCAGUUGGGCUGCGCCAAGCAUUUGGCUUUUAAAAAAUACAAAUGCUCCUGAUUUAGUGUUUUUAAUAAAUAGGGAAAGGCGAAAACAGCGCAGCCACAGGUGAAGCAGGAUGGUGAGCCAGCUGUGUUGAUGCUAUGCAGCCCUGUAAGCUUCUGUGGUGCAGUAGAGGCAUAGCAAGCAACACCUGAGAGUCACAGAAAGUUUUGCACUGCCAGUCAUUAAUGUAGGAAAAUCCAUGUAGCAUAUAAUAAUUCGGAAAAGUUCUUUUCCCUAACCUGGUUGCGUUGUUCUAGCAAUGAAAGCUAACAGCCUCAGGCUUCAUGGGCUAUAAAUGAGAAAUAAAUCAGUGUAAUGGUUCUGACCAGUUGGAAAAAUGCCAUUUUUAAUUCCCAGGGAAAGACCUGCUCUCUGCAGGCAUUCCUUUAAACGUUCACGGACUGAUCCCAAGCUGGCAGACAGCAGCGUAGCUUCACAGACUUCAAUGGCACUUAACACUCGUUUACCACGGGUAAGGAAUUGUUCUUUAGGAUGCUAAAUAAUUUUUAGAAGGCAUGCAGCGGCUAGAAAAUGCUGCAAGAAUGCCAAGUCCCACACUUGGGAUAAAAUACAGUCCUGCAAAGAGGGUCUGGAAAAGAGCCUUAUGCCACAAUUAAGGUUUUUGUUUGGACUCUGAGCCUGCCCCUCAGCACAACUGAUUUGCAUCCCUGAGUGGUCCCAGUGAUUGAUGGGAAAAUCAGACAGAGAUGAUGCCAGUUAAUUAUGCUUCCUUGCUGUAUAUGGGGACCUGAUUUUGCUCUCAAAUCUGUCAGCGGCAAAACCUCCCGCUGCUCGCCCAGGGAGCAGGCUCCGAGCUGGUGAAAAACGUUCAAACAUUCUGAGCUGCAUCUUUAAUAGCAAAAUUCACAUUAUUCCCAGAAAAUGCUCUAGCCCCGAACACACUUUGUUCUGCAGCAAAGCUCUCUUCCUCAAAGACUGUGUCUUUGGUCUUUAGAGGAGUUGUGGGUUAUAAAAGGAUGGGUCUUCUCCAUGUAGGAGGAAGAGUGAAAAAACUGAAGAGUGAGGGGGCACUGAAAGGCGCAGGGCCUGUCUGGAAGGGAAAGCAAAUUUCUGAGCAUCAUUCAUUGCCGAAUUAGUUCUUAUCUCAGUGACUAACUUUUUAUCAGUAUUCUUUUCUCUAACAGCUUGCUUUCCAUUUAUGCAAAUACAUUCAAAAGAAGAUUUUUAAUGUACAGUGUAAAUCUUGACUUGAUUAUAUAGUCUAAGAACCAAAAAAAAAUUACGAAAAAAUACAAAUGUAAAGGAUUUUCUAUUAUAUUUUAGACAAACAUAUACUUUUAAAGUGUUUUAAAUACUGAAUCUAUAAUUUUUUUUAAUCUCCAGUUGUAAUAGCUAAAUGGUUUUGCUUCAUCACAGCUCCCAAGGGAAUUUUUUUCAAAUACGCUGUCGAGAAAAAUGUUCCAGCUGAGUAUCCACUAUGUAAAAAACCCAAAUAAGCAUUUCCCCUACGUCUGAAUUUCAUAGUUCACCAUCAAAAAGGAAAUGCAAUUGCAGGGUUAAUUUUAAAAACUUUCCCUCUAUAUGGGUAGCACUUAAAUACAUUAAAAAAUAAAAAUCAAAGUUGUUGGUAAUAUUAGAAUACCCAGUUGAGCUACACUGCACUAGAAUUACGGUUUAGCUUCAUUUUAUUCAGUCUCCUCAAUUAAAAUAUUUAGCUGUUAAAAUGAAAGCCUCUACAUUAAAAAGAAAAAAAAAAAGGAAAAAAUACAAAAACCUUGCCUAAGUUUUGUUAAAUUCAGCAACUUGACAGUUUGACUGAUGUGUAUUAUAUAUAGCUCAAUUAUUUCUUUUUUUAAUGCUAACUAGGCAAGCCAACCACACAUGUUGGCCUAAAUGUGUAAUUACAAUGAAAUGUCUCCUCUCUAUACUAUUGGCCUUUAGGUAUAAUCCUUGCUAGUGAUGUGGAAAUAAGUAAAGGAUGAAAAGCUAUUUGCUAUUGCUUCUUGUAACUCUGUCGCAGGUUCACAGGCCAAGACAACAUGCAGCAUAUUUAUAUCGGCUGUAUCAUCGGGAAAAGGACCAACCGUACCAGGCACCUUAUAUGAUUCAUCAGAUUUGCUUCCACAUUAAAAUGCUCUUGUUUUCCAGGGGAGUGAUCCUGCAGCCUUUCCUCAAGCUGCCGGUCCAACCGGGCACUGGAGGCUGCCUGAGCAAGGGCUACGGGAGAAGCCCCAGCCCUCUGUCUCCAGGAUGUCCCUCUGCCCUGUGGUCAGUGGCAGCAGCCUCUUCCUAAGCACGUCACUCUAAAUGCACUUCCCAGGCUCUUUCCAUCAAGGAGGAAUCUUGCUACGAGCUACUUCUGGAGACUGCUCCACUUUUCUCUUGCCCUGCCAAUCCAGCCUGUUGCCAGGCUCACCAGGCUCUGUGCCCUAUCCCACUGCCAGCGAAGGACAACUCAGACCAGUUCCGUCAUCCAGUCUCCAGGGCGCUCGCAGGGUGGUGAGCCUUGGCCAGUGCCUUGCUCAGGAGGAGGUGUUACCAUAGGUAGCAUCUCUUGUGCGUGACGUUGGAAGCAGGUUGGAAAUCUCAGCCACGGACAACUGCAAUACUUGGAUCAGAAAGAAACGAUGCUGCGAUCCAGCUCCGACGCCCCCAGCCCCCCUUCCCCAAGUCAAUUUAUGCAAGCCAUAUUCAUAACGCUGCCUGUGGGAGACAAGUAGUUUGUGUGCUAUCAUGGUGUGUUUUAUAAGGACAACGACGAUGAUGAUGAUGAUUUAUGGAGAAUUUCACGCUGUUGGGAGUUAACUCCUGCUACGAAGCUAAAAGUCUGCUGCCCAUAUUCUGAAUAGUGGAAAGUCAAUGGUUCAGUGCCUCAGUGCGUGUGGAUUUAGUGUUAAUGACUCAGUCCUGUUAACUAACAAGCCAGCUAUAACUGUUGUUAAAUGCCCAACUUUUGAGGAUUCAUAUUUUUUUAAGCAACAAUAUUUAGUGUUGAAAACUAGCCUUUUAGUUUAGGCAAAAUGUGCUUUUUAGCAGCUAAUACCUUUUUUAAAAAAAAGCAUAUAGAGUGAAUUUAUGAAAAUUCAUGAGGACCAAAGCAAUUUUAAAACAGGAAUCUAUUAAUUUAGUAUUCACAUAGAAUUUUAUAAAGUAUUUAUUAAUAAAUGUUAUUUUAACACAUUCCAUUUGAACAGUAUUCUUGUACAGAAUCUGUUUGGUUUUUUUUUUAAGUUACAAUAUUAGUUUUGCAAUAAACUACUCUAGGUGUGUGUGCAUCUUAAUCUUUCAGGGUCUCAAGCAGAAGUCAUCCAUCUAAGAUGGAAAAGCUUGCUGAGGUCAGUUGUACAGAAAUUCCUAGAAUUUAAUGUUUUCCUUAAAGCAGCAUCUGCUUUUUUUUCUUUUUUUUUUUUUUUUUUUUUUUUGUAACAAUGAAACAAAUUAUAAACCUUCAGUUGUUUGCUAUGUAUUGGAAAAUGUGCUUUCUUGUUUUAGAAAGCAUGAGUCAACGUAUAACUGGAAAGCCUGUCUUUCUUUUUUUUUUUCUGCUUUUUUUUCUUUAAGGCUGAUUUUAUACAUCACCACAGAAGAUCUAACCCCAUCCUCAUUUCUUGUCUAAUAUCACAUAGUGAGUUGCACUAUACUGCCUUAUCAUUGCCUCUUCAGUCCUCUUACUAAGCAAUGUUCCUUAGAUUUAGACCAUUGAAGCUCCAUUAUACAUCAGAGAAAAUUACUGGAGGGGGAAGAAGAAAAAAUUGAUCUGUAGACAUAAAACCUAAACUGUGCCUAUUAAACAAAACCAGUUACAACUAAUUAGUAUCUUAUUUCUACAUUUCAAUUAUUUAUAUUCUUUUAAAAUUGCACUUUAGCUCUUGCUCUCUUUCUUGCUCUCCCUUGUUGAAUCAUUUAUAAAUACUCUUGUAAAAGUUUUGCACCAGAUACAUUUAUAUGCUUUCACUGGUGGCAUAUCUACAACUUGUCUCUCACACCUGUCCGAGCGGAGAAGCUGAGACCAGCCAGUCUGCAGUGUGACUUAGACUUUACACCCUCUUCAUGACAGCAUAUAAAUGUUUUAUUAUGCAAUGUGUAUGAUGUGAGGCGGCAUCUAAGCUACAUUUAUAAUCUCUCAUCCCAAGAACCAAAGUGUCCUGUAUAUCGUAAGGUCAGGAGACUGGCUCUGUUGUGCAUUGUGAUGCACUUUGACUGUUGUCCAACUCACAGUAGCUGCAAAGCUGCAGUGAUAACAGUGGCCAUACUAUGUAUUAGAGUUCUGAAUCAAUAAAAUAUGUUGCCUUAUAACUUGACUAGGGACAGCACCUUUAAAAAAAAAAAGAAGAGACAAAAAACUUCUAAAGGCAAACAAAAGCAAUAAAAUCUCAAGCAAUCUGAACACCAAAAAACAAAAAAGGUUCAAUUUUUCAACAUCUGAAAUGAUCAUCUUACUGCAAAGACAAAAGAGACUGUUUACAUCCAUAACCCUUUUUUGUUUUUUUUUUCCCAGAGCUUACAGCUAUCUCAGUUUUAUCAGUGGCUUUACACUUAAGAGCUAAAUUGCUCACCAUUAUUGGUUUUCCAUAGCUUUCAAAACAAGUCCUAAACUGCACAAGACCAAAAAUGUCAGUGUUCACACACACUCAGAGACAAGAUUGAUUCUCCAAGUGGAAAUCUGAUCCUUUCCCAGGCUCUCCUUGGACUGGAAUCAAUAACUGCAACUCGUUAUAUUUAGAUGAAUGUGUAAUACCUGGGAAUCAGGAUCUCCAGUUCUACAUUUAUGCAAGUUAAAUGUUAGUAUUGCUGUUUGACCUGGUGGAACUGUUCACAAAGCCCAUGGUCAGAGCCUGCCAUCUGAUGCCAUGAGGGUCUUAGACCCAAGUAUCUUUCUUGACUAAAAAUCUGUGUGACAGCCUUCUGAAUGAAGACUGAAAGCUCCUUCCGGCUUUGCAGAAACUGCAGCAGUGUCCUGGAGCAAGGGAGAUGGGAGGAUUGAUUAGGCAUUUCAAGGGAAAUGUCUUCCUUUCUGGAAUCUAGGAAAUGUCAGAGAAAUAUUUUCCCCACCCCACAGAGCUGAGAUUGCAAGGAGUUCCCUGACAGACAUCACCUUUAGCAUGCUUCCACAAGACAAACUACUUUGCACGAAAGGUAUAUUCGCUCUUCUGAGUAAGAACAAUUGCCACUGAGAGUUUUGCCAAGGACUUUAUCAUAGGGACCCAAGUGUUUCCCAGCCCAUGGCCGUGAGCUCUGUAUCCCUCUCUCUGUAGCAGCUCUCUUCAAACACUGGCAGCACUCAUCAGUGAACAUUGCUUCUUCGGACUAUUGCCAUUCUCCUGGUUUUAAGGAACUUUUAGCACUGCUUGGAGUAAGCCUAAACUAUCGAAGUUUAUAUAUAAAUAUAUAUAUAUAUAUAUAUAAUAUUAAAAAAAGGUGCUGUCACAGUAAGUUUUGGGCUUGAGGUUGUUUGUAUUGUAUGCAAAGGUUUUGUGUUUGUAUGUCUGUUUGUUUUAUUAUGUAAAGCAACCACCUUCCUUACUGGAGGGAGAUACUUUUUUUUUGGUACAUAAAUGUAAAUACUUGCUGCAGCAUUUAAUAUGUUUAAUUUUAUGUUAAGCUUUUUGUUGCAUUGUGAACCCAUUAUUGUUACAAAUGGACAAUGAGUUCAUUGAGACUGUUCAACUAGGUCAGAUUUUUACAUCUCUUUCUAGCUAGAAGAGAAAGGAAUUUUGUGCAUUUGUACAAAUGUUAAUAAUAUCACUGCAAUUCCAAUAUAAUAAAGCACUCAAAUACAAAUAAA
Molecule: messenger RNA, 8306 nt
Organism: Corvus hawaiiensis (hawaiian crow)
Lineage: Eukaryota; Metazoa; Chordata; Aves; Passeriformes; Corvidae
Gene: CREB5
Product: cAMP responsive element binding protein 5
Exons: 12
Coding region: 188-1714 (508 amino acids)
Biological process (GO): regulation of transcription by RNA polymerase II
Molecular function (GO): DNA-binding transcription factor activity, RNA polymerase II-specific; cAMP response element binding
Source: RefSeq, a predicted model, not a curated record